UUUAGUUCUGACGCAACCAUCAAUGGCUUCAUCUCGUACUACUAGUGAAAGCCAGGAUGGUUCGGUCGAACUGCGUGGUCAAAGACCACGUGGUCCAAGACAAGUGUCAUGUGAAAUACCAGAAGAUGUUGAAGUGCAAAGUGGCAGAUUCAGAGUUUCUAGAUUAAUUUCAGAAAACCUACGAAAUGGGAUAAAUAACCAAAAUGUACCGGGUGCCGGUUUAAAAAGAAGUGCUUCUUCAAUUGACGUUUCAAGACCCAUUCGAGAGCAUCCACAGUUACAGAGAACUAUUUCUUCAGUGGGAUCGCUUAAAGCUGAACUACUGAGAAAUAAUACCGGAUCAAAGAAUGGAAACAUGGUUCUGAAGUUAGUUUUGCCUACAAACAACAAUAACACGGAAAAUGGGAAUUACUUGACCAACACAUCCAUUGAUGAGAUUUUGGGUGAAAGCAACACCAGACGCCGAAGUGUAGGCAGCCAACAAGAGCUUUAUUCCACAGCUGGAACCGAAUGCUACGUAAAUCAAGCCUAUACAAAUGAUCUGGACGAAUACGCUCGCAAUUAUGCUCAAUCACCGAUCUCUUACGCAUCCAGCAGUGACCAUGCAAAGGCAACCAGUGUAGAAGACAAAAAGAAAAAUUUCAGGAAGCACCUCACCAAAAUUCUCAGCUCUAUGUACGCCCUCUUCAUCAUCACUCUUGGCGUGAUAGUGUAUAUAAGCGACACUUUUAUUGUAAACGGAUCUUUGGCUGAAGCAUUCAGCUUGUAUCUAGUGAUUGCUGCCCUCAUUUUUAUUCUUUACAUAACGGUGGACAUUAAGCUCUUUGUUAUGAAGAGAAACAGGUACAAUGACUUGUUACAAAAGAACGUGUCCGAGGAAAUUGAGAUGAAAGAAUCGCCUACUGGCGAAUUUCAACUUAAUAUCAAGCUACCCGAAGCCAUCAAGUUAGGGAAACAAUUAGAACAUUAUUAUUGCUUCAGCAAGGACAGGCAUUCAGGCAACUUUUAUUUGAAAAUCGGAGCCGCAGGUUUCUGCGUUGGUCACUUGAUACAUAGUGGACUUCUGCUAGGAUAUCAAAUACUUUUUUUAACGUCAGAUGGCGAAGCUUUCUACGAAUGUGCCACCCUUGUAAGUCUUGUGUUGGACAUCUUAUACCCGGUGUACUCCUUUUUGCUGUUGUACUUCAUAUUCAAAUAUUCAAAUAUAAUAAUAAAUCGCCAUGUGGCGAUAGUUCGUUUCGCUCUAAUGCAUUGUAUAUCUGCAAGUCUCUGUUUCUGGAUGUGGACAAUCCUACGAGAAACAGUGGAAUCACUUUCUAAUCACGCUCACGAAGACGACAACACCGAAAAUUCCAUCACUACCCUUUCCGAAAUCUCAUUUUUUACAAGUCAACCAGUUGCCUUACCGCUCACUUCUUACAACAAAAGAGGCGCUUCACUAUUGAAGACUUAUCUAAACGCUUCCUUUCAUCAAUUUGUAGGCGAAUGUGGGAAUGACGUCGGCAUGAGUACAAUCUAUCGCAACUAUUCCCCUUAUUUGUAUCCAUUCUCCGUGGAGUACAGCAUCCUUGUCGUUGGGGUGCUGGUCGUGAUAUGGGGAAACAUCGGAAAAUGCAAAGAGAAAGAGGAAAUGUCAUCCGAGCGACAAUGUGACAGUCCCGAAGGAAACAAUGAUAAUCUCGAGAGCAACAUCGUUAUUCACGCCGAUUGCCAUUCAGCCAACAAGGGGCUGUUUAGUGGAAUUGUCAUCAUGGUGUUGACGAUUGUCAGCGUCAUAUUGUUCCUCAUUGCUGUUAACGAUGAUCGUUUCGAAGCGGAGGCAAUCAUUAUCAAUACAACCACCUCCAUAAUUAUCACCUGCCUAAUGACCAUCACAAGCAUAUUCGCCUAUCGCCAGCUUACUAAGCUAGAUAUUAGCAAAGAACACAUGUCAUUCCUGGACGAUUUACUACUAUUCAUCUGCAUUCCGGCAUUUUUUCUUAAUGGGAUUGUUGUAAUCAUUCCUGCCAUCGCAGACGGCAAUGCAGGUGGCAUUGUAGUCAUUGUAAUGGAAAUUGGUCAAGUUUUAGUGCAAACACCUCUUAUAAUUGACGGUUUACGACGAUGCAGCAACACCAAAAAGCUAAGAAAAGAAAAACCAGGAAGAGAACUUCUAACAUUCUUGAUUGUUUGUAAUGUGGCUAUGUGGAUAAUGCAAACGUUCGAAGUGAAAUCACACAGUUUGCAAGAUCAUCGACAGGAGUAUUAUGGCGAAGAAUUAUGGACAAUUAUAAGCCAUUUGUGUGUUCCGUUAACCAUGUUUUAUAGGUUUCAUUCAUCUGUGUGUAUAGUGGAUAUUUGGAAAUAUGCUUAUGAACCGAGUUCACAUUAAAUCUUGCGUAACGUGUUGUGAUUGAUUAAGUGUGUAAUUGCCUAGUACUAGGUAUUGACGCUAAUCUUAUGUAAUUUAUAAUUUGUACAAAGUAAAGUAUCUGUUUCUAAGCAACACAUUUGUAGGUUCAAAGGUAAUCCAUUUUGUAAAUUAUUGAAAAUAUUGACAAAGUUACGAACUACUACCGACAAAAUUUUAUCCUAAAUGUUAAAUUGCCAUUUUGGUGUUUAUUCAGAAUCGAUUUUAUCGGAAUAUUUUAUACAAAUAAAUUAAUUAAUUAAAUGUUUGCUAGUAAACAUAAUUAAAAUAAAACACAAAAGCAAACCAAUACGUGAAAUUACAGGCACCAUUUUCUACUAAUUGCGUUACUGAUAACAAACUGCGGUGAUACUAUGAUGACAUUAUUACUGAUUACAUAGUAGAAAAGAAUUUAUCAAAAAACUUGUUUACGUUAUACGUACUCAAAAAGAAGGCACAUAUUCAAAAAUUAAAACAUCUGAUAAAAAUAAGGACACUUAACAUAAUUAGGCCUGUUUAAGUAUGUAUCAUACUUUUUUCAGAGAGCAUUAAAACUUAAAGAAGAAGGCAAAAUUUGAAGUUCACAGAUGUAUUCAAUAAUUUUAAAGAUAAAGAUUUUGUAAUUCAGGUUCUUACAUAUAUUGCUAUUUCUUGAUGUACAAGUUAACCAAAAUAAUGUCACACAUUUAAUUUUCCAUUUUAUGAACACAGGAAGAAAUGUUGUAGUUUAAAUUAGGCAUUCCGGCUUGGGUUAAUAGAACAUCAGUUUCUGAAAGAAGUUAUGAACUAUUUUAAAAUGUCUUUAUCUAAAUUCAAAAUCUAAAAUUAUCAGUGAGUGCAGAACUCGUAUAAGUAAAACAGACAUUCAUCGUAAUCGCAACAUAAUCUCAGUCAUAAAAAGUAAUAUUUCGUGAACUUAAUAUCUAACGUAUUCUUUUCCAAGUUUAUGCAAUUAGUUUUAAUAGGUGGUAACUUAUAUUCCGAAAUAAGAAUUCUUAUAUUUCUUGAGAUAUGUCUGUAACAUUUAUUAAUUAAAUAGGCAUAGUUUUAUUAUGCUAUAAAUGCUCAUAUACGAAUUAAUCAUUUUUGGACACUGGCUAUAACGAAUGUAACCACUCAUUCAGACAUUUGAUGACUUCUUUAAUUACGUAUAGUCUGUAACAUUUGUUUAGUAUAAAUUAGAUAUAUUUCCAAUGAAAUGUUGCCUAAAAACAUUAACUCGAUUAGUUAACUCGGUAACUCAAACAUAAUGGAAAACCUCUUGAAAGAACCAGGAAUACGAAUGAGUAUCCUAAAAAUUCUUAAAUUUUCCAGGUAAACAUUGCUCAUUUGAAUCGAAAAAUUAUGGUGAAUUUAUAUGGUUUGGUAACCAAAAAUACUCAUUUAAUCAAAAAUCGUUCUCGAUAUCGUAUGGUACUUCAUUUUUCGCCUUUAUUUUUCAUUCAAAUUUUCGGUAGCAAACUUUAAUUCUUCAUUUCAUACAUGUUUUAUUUUAAAAUCUUUAACAUUUAUAAGAUAAAAAUUUGUGAACGGGUGCAACAUGGUGCAACUGACAACAACCACAGACUUUUAAAAAUAUUUAUAUAAAAAGACACUGUUUUAUCUAGUAGUUUCUUCAACUGUUACAUCUUUACCUUUUAAAUCAAAUAUCCUGUUAAUUUAGAAAGAAAUGGCGUAACAGGAAUUUUUCUCUCUCGUUAAUAUUUUCAAGUCUGUUUAUUGGUUUGUGUUUAAAAUAAUUUUAACUAUAAUAUCACCAAUAUAUCGUUUCUACCACAGUUAUUUCGUUAUUACCAGACAUAACACUAUUUGGUAGAGAUUGAACUGAAUAACUGCCUGCUUAAUUUUAAUUUAUUGUUUAUAAAAUUCUAUAUUUUAUGUUGAUACUUUUGUUCAUGUGUAUACUUUUAUAUAGACUUUUUGUAUGUACUUCAUUUCAAUAAAAUAAUGUAACAAUCUGAACACUA
This is a messenger RNA of Zophobas morio, 4356 nucleotides long. RefSeq names its product proton channel OtopLc-like. The transcript is spliced from 10 exons. Gene Ontology annotation, molecular function: proton channel activity. Gene Ontology annotation, cellular component: membrane. Gene Ontology annotation, biological process: proton transmembrane transport. The record is from RefSeq and is a predicted model, not a curated record. Lineage: Eukaryota; Metazoa; Arthropoda; Insecta; Coleoptera; Tenebrionidae. The coding region runs from base 23 to 2371 and encodes 782 amino acids.